This is a messenger RNA of Papaver somniferum (opium poppy), 1552 nucleotides long. RefSeq lists its product as uncharacterized. The coding region runs from base 123 to 950 and encodes 275 amino acids. The transcript has 2 exons. NCBI's taxonomy places the organism in Eukaryota, Viridiplantae, Streptophyta, Magnoliopsida, Ranunculales, Papaveraceae. The record is from RefSeq and is a predicted model, not a curated record.
CAUAUCGGUCUUCAUAAUUUUUCAUGGUAUCUUGAGCAGGUACGUUUCUUCAAUUUUUUUUCCUCUCACAUUUUUUUUAAUUUUUUUUCUCCUUCUUUCUCGAUUUUUUUUUACUUCUCACUAUGGUUGAUUCACCACCACCAUCUCCAUCUAAAGUACGAGGACCUAAGUUUGAUGAACCUCGCUCAAGCUUAGACCCUUAUGAUGUACCAGCGUCGGAUAAUCGGUCGACUGUGUUUUAUUCCCCUAUAUUAACGGGUGAUAAUUAUCCCACAUGGUCAAGGGGAAUUGCUCGGGCUUUAAAAGCCAAGAACAAAUACGGUUUUGUUGAUGGUACAAUAGCCAAACCAAUCGCUUCUGAUGACAAACUUCCAGCUUGGAUUCGUGCAAACAAUCUGGUUUGUAUUUGGAUUGCCAAUUCCUGUGAAGCUGAGAUAAAACGAAGCAUUAGUUGGAUAGAAGAUGCUAGGGAUAUUUGGAUUGAUCUUGAGGAUCGAUUUUCUGAAACAAAUAUGCCUAGAAUUUUUGAUUUAAACCGUCAUAUAUCAACCCUCAAACAAGAAGAUUCUAGUAUAUCUUCUUAUUACACCAAGCUUAAAAGUCUAUGGGAUGAAGUAGGUGCUCUUACACCGGUUGAACCUUCCACCUGUGGUAAUGGAAGGCAAGUGAUUGAACAGAUGAACAGAGACAAAGCAAUGGAGUUCUUACAAGGACUUCAUGACAGAUUUUCGGCCGUAAGAAGCAAUAUCCUUCUCAUGUCUCCUUUUCCGAUGCUUGCGAAGAUUUACUCCCUUGUUCGUCAGGAAGAAGAACAACAAUUCAUCAACGUUGCUGUUGCACCUCAAAUUGACGGCGCCGCCUUGUCCACCAGAUUUUCAGCAAGAAGCCGCGUCCUUCUUGUGACCAUUGCCGAAAGAUCGGUCACACCAAAGACCGCUGUUAUCAAUUAGUUGGUUACCCAAAGAAGAGAAGAGAAGACACAAGCAAAGGCUACGCAGGAAACUCUAUACCAACCUCUCCAAGUAGCUACAUGGCUGCUGCUCCACAGUUGACCCAUGAUCAAUACAACUAACUUUUAGCGUUGCUCCAAACAGGUCCUACGACAACGACCGCAAACCUUGCAGGACCUACAAACGAAGAAGCUGAUUGGUUAGGGUGAUUACUACAAUGGUCUAUAUUAUCUUCGUGUUGUUACUGCUUUUUCUGUUUCUCUUCCGCAAAAUUUUCAUCUUUGGCACUGGAGAUUAGGACAUCCGUCCUCCCCUAGAUUAGAUUAUUUAUCGAAGAAAUUUCUUUUUAUUAGUUCAGACAAAGGCAUAUGUGGGAUUUGUCCACAAGCAAAAAAAUCUCGUUUAAAGUUUCCUUCUCGUUGUAGUUUUAGCUCUAGGAUUUUUGAAUUAAUCCAUUGUGAUAUUUGGGGAACAUUUAGCGAACCAAGCAUCACUGGGGAUCGUUAUUUUUUGUCUAUUGUUGAUGAUUUUUCACGUUGCACUUGGAUAUUUCUAAUGAAGGUUAAAUCUGAAACUUUUAAAUACUUACAAUAUUUCGUUUC